Scatophagus argus is the source of this 1278-nucleotide messenger RNA. RefSeq names its product transmembrane protein 230a (gene tmem230a). The transcript has 4 exons. The record is from RefSeq and is a predicted model, not a curated record. Gene Ontology annotation, biological process: synaptic vesicle transport. Bases 150 to 515 code for a protein of 121 amino acids. Gene Ontology annotation, cellular component: endomembrane system; synaptic vesicle. Lineage: Eukaryota; Metazoa; Chordata; Actinopteri; Scatophagidae.
CGCAAUGCGAGGAAAUGAGGACGUUGACGUAGAUUUCGAUCAAUGAAAACAAUGUAGAUGUGGCACCGUUGAAGAGCAGUUUGCACAAGAAAACAACAUUUACGGUGUUACUUAACUAUACCUCAAGUGAAGGCAGCUCCCAUGUCACAAUGAAGGCAGCUAGAAGCAACAUGUUGGGUACUGGAAUAUCCAACAACAAGGUCAAAUAUUCACGACUGGCUGCUGAUGACGACGGUUACAUAGACUUACAGUUCAAGAGAAGCCCUCCAAAGGUCCCGUACAAGGCGAUUGCACUGGCAACAUUUCUGUUUUUGAUUGGCUCCUUACUGAUAAUCUUUGGUGGUCUCCUUCUGUCAGGAACCAUAAAGGUCGAGCAUCCAGAUCGCACCAUUCCUGUCAUCAUCAUAGGCCUGCUCGUUUUCCUUCCUGGAUUUUACCAUUUGAGAAUCGCCUACUAUGCUGCCAAAGGUUACCGGGGUUACUCUUAUGAAGACAUCCCAGAUUUUGGCGACUGAGCCAAAUCACUGUCGACAAUUGGCGGAGAAUCCCUUCCUGUUGCCAUGCUGUGUGUCCUGAGACUGUUGCCUGCUGUUUACUUUGAGUUUCUGAAUGUAUGUAACAUAAAACCUUUAUUACUGCCUGCCAUGCAUAGUCAUGUUUGUUCACAGGUGCAACGGACAGGAUUUUAACUGUUUUGCUGAUUUAAAAAAAAAAGAAAAGUGUUGUUCAUUUGGUCCUCUUUGCUGUAUUAUACUGCACAGAAAAGCGUGACGAACCUAAGAGGCUUUAUAUAUCGACAAAAAAACACUUAUAGUGUUUGUAAUGAGUAGAGGAUGUCAGACGAUAGCCUAUGCUUGUUUGCAACAGUACAGCCAAUACAAAACAUGAUAGCAAACUUUGGAUGAGCAUUUUUUUUACUACAUAGAUGCCUUUAACUUACUACUGCUUGAAAGUCCAUGAUUUGGACAACUGGGAAUCUUUGCAUGCUUGCACAGCUCUUGAAUAGUGUAUCUUAAACAAAUAUUUAAUUGUGACUAUAAUCUAUAUGAUAUCAUGAAAAGUUCUGUAUUUCUCCGAAAGGUAUAUAUUUACAGUACUAUCCAAAUAUUGAUUACUUUGUCGAAGAACAGUGUAUUUUUGAAUGGAAUGUUUUUACUUCCUGUAUGAAGUAUUGCUGUUUGUGCAUAUUCAUUUGAUUUUAAAUAUCAAAGAAAGAAUGUAUUUUUGCAUAUAUUCAGCUUGAUUGAAGAAAAAAAUAAAAAUUGAAAUGUGAUCUAG